AUGGACGCCCUUCUUGCCGAUAACCUGCACUCUUCCGUGCCACAGACGAGCUCACUCAACGGCACUCGUCCCUCUACCUCGGAUCCAUCUCCAUCAAUCCCAUCGACCAGUUUGUCCUUGACGUCCACACCAGCGUUCUCGACUGCUCCAUCACCAGGGCAAAGACCUCAAUCGCUUCAUCUUCAUCAACAAGCGCAUUCCGCUCCCGGGACGUCAAGCGGCUCUUUUAGUUUCAACCCCUUCCCUCAAGGAAUCGCUCCAAACAUGUGGAAUAGCGCACAGCAGCACAACGGGCCUGUCUCGUUCGCUCCUCAGCCGCAGAUGGGCAUGCCAACCCGCACCGAGGAAGGCCACGGCCUCGGUCUCGAACCUGGCAACCCGGCCGAUCUCAGCGCAAUGACGAGCGCUCUCGAACUGAACAACUGGGCGGCGUCGUUUGGGAUUCCGCUUAACCAACAGUCGUCGAACCCAACUUACGGUUUCACCAACCAACCCCAGUUCGGUUUCCCGCAACAGCAGCAAUCGCAGCAGCAGGUUCCUUCGUUUCAGCGUCCAGCGCUCAACCUGGACACAACCGGACAAGUAUUCCAGAUGCCCCAGGCGUUCCAGCAACCUUCGUCGGCCUUGUCUCAGCCCCCAUCUGGGUUGGAGCUGACCGGCUUGCCGGGGAUGGGCUUGGACGGCUUCAUGCCAUCGGGCUCCAUUUACCUUCCCUCAUCAGGCUCGUUUGAAAUCAAUCCCAUGGCUCCUCCCACCGUUACUCCCCCGCUGUACCCCGGUACCAUCUCUCCCUCGCAGCUCCCGCACCAGGUCCUUAAGCCCACCAAGAGCUUCAGCGAUCUUUACACCAGCCGCCAGUCCUCUGUCUCCGCAAGCUCGACCGAACACGAAUGGGGCAAUGACAUGGAUGUCAAUAUUCGCGCUUUGGCUUUGGACCAGGCUACUCAAGCACACAACGGUGUGCAUUACUCCCAGCCGCCGCAACAGCCGCAGCCACAGCACCAGCUGCCGGCCCAUCUUCUGCGCACAGCUCCCGACGUGAAGCCCAACAUUGAGCGCAACCUGCAUGAUCCAACUGCGCGGAACCUCAUCAAACAUACCGUGCGCAUGUACGAACAGUCUCCGAACCGUCUCGAUUUCGGCGAGUGUAAGAUCAUCAUCAUGUCUCCCAAGGUCGGCCAGAAGAGCUACGGCAACGAGAAGCGUUUCCUGUGCCCCCAUCCCCAGGCCACGCUGGUGGGCAAGCCCUGGUUCACUCCGACAAAAGACGGCUGUCCCGUAUCGCCGUUGAUGGCGCCGCGCGUCAACAUCAGCCUCGAGGGCGAAAGCCCAGCCAAGGAUGGUCACGUCGCGUGGAUCACAAUGGACAAUAAGCCCCUUGAUGAUAAGAUCCACACGCAGAUGAUCAUGCCAGACGACCGUCCCUUCCUUGGCAACGUGCCAGGCAAGAACCUCCACAUUUCGGACAUGGACAGCAAGCGCCGCGAAGUCAAGGCACUGGUGACUGUCAAGGCGCCACUCAACGCCAACCCGCACAACUGGGCCAGUCGGAAUCCGGAUAACGACGGCGCUCUCUACACGUUCUAUAGCAAGGACAUCAAGGUGAUAUCCAAACCGAGCAAGAAAAAGUCGAACAGCAAGUCGGCUGACCUCAUUAUCCAGCACGGCUCGACCAUAGCUCUCUUCAACCGCGUCAAGUCACAAACCUCGUCCACACGUUACCUCUCGGUCCCUGUUGACCUCACCACGUACAGGGGUUCUGAUGGCAAAUCCGCGACUGGGGCUGUCCCCCCAUCUGUCGCCAAUGCGGACCCAACCUUCCAAGGCUUCACUGUCACUGCCAGCAAUUGGGAGUCGUUCAUCAUCUACCUCGUCGACCCCAGCAAGCCUGGCGGGCUGAGUAACACGGCGUCUCCCAACCCGGGAUGGCCUAAACUACCAGCCAACGCCAUCCAAGCACAGCACGGCGCGCCAUCUGUUCGUUACAACUCGACUGUCGUGCUCCAGUCACUCCAGACUGGAAUCAUCUCCCCUGUCCUCGUCAUCCGCAGAGGAGACGACGGCUCGGACGUUGUCGGGAUGGACGGCACUGCUACCGAGCCCAACGUUGCGAGCCCACAUGGCGAGCUCGCAGGGCACCCAGUGUCGCAGCUCCAGAAGGUCGCUUUCGAAGUGUACAACCCCAAGCACUACGAUGAGUAUCACCGUGACCGCAGAUGGGCCGGUAACUGGCUGUCGUGUGACCAGGAAACUGUUCGCUCACAACAUGUCACUGUGCCCAAGGAUCGCCAGUGGAAGCAGAUUCCAGCCACUGGUCGCAACGGAAGGGCGACGCCGACCUCGUCGGCACCCAACACUCCGUUCCGUCAACAGACAGUGCUCCCGAUGACUCCGCACAAUGUAUCAGUCGGACUUCCUUCGAACGAUGCGAGCCCCAACUCGUCUCAGGGUUCCGAGUACUUUGGCCCCCACAGCCGCAAGCCAUCGUCAUCCUCCCUGUUCUCGCCGCUGCAAAACGAAAUUCAGCUCCCGUCGACUGGCGAAGCUGGUCCUGUACGUCGCCAGCGCACCGGCUCUUCGAGCAGCCGUGGACCUCUAGCACGACCCCCCGCGCACCGCAAGCGUUCUUCCCAUGACAUUGGCAGUCUGCAUACGUCGCAGUCGCUCGACCAUCUCGCUAGCGCUACGGUCAACCCCAACUCGAGUCUUGAACGCUUCUUCUGGACGAUCGACGUCGGGGACGUGUGCAUCUGGAGCAUUGUCUCGACCGAGCAGAUCGAGUACUCAUUUUACAUUCCGCCCUUUGCACUUGGAUCCGUUGUACCAUACACGCCAUUCCCCGUUGUGAGUCGCGUUAUCUCGCCACACAUGAGUGCCGAAAAGGUUCCCAACAAGUACAAUCACCAGUUCACCUCGAUGUCGAGCCUGCCGCUGGUCGUCAUGUACGGAAAGCAGUUUGAGAAGCAAACCGACAACACACCAAGGUUCGACGUUUACUACGGCGACGAGCCUGCGGUUCACAAUGAAGUGCGAUGUAACGAAGUAAUGGCCGCGUCGGAGCCCGUGCUCAAAGCGGGUGAACGUCGUGCGAUCUUCUUAGCGCGCGCAGACGGCCAGGUCGUCAUCCCCACCGGCUUCAUGUACCCGCCUUUCUGA
Messenger RNA from Cutaneotrichosporon cavernicola, 3156 nucleotides. RefSeq lists its product as uncharacterized. Lineage: Eukaryota; Fungi; Basidiomycota; Tremellomycetes; Trichosporonales; Trichosporonaceae. The record is from RefSeq and is a predicted model, not a curated record. Gene Ontology annotation, molecular function: DNA-binding transcription activator activity, RNA polymerase II-specific; RNA polymerase II cis-regulatory region sequence-specific DNA binding. The transcript has 6 exons. Gene Ontology annotation, cellular component: nucleus. Gene Ontology annotation, biological process: regulation of transcription by RNA polymerase II. The coding region runs from base 1 to 3156 and encodes 1051 amino acids.